Messenger RNA from Morchella importuna, 1077 nucleotides. RefSeq lists its product as uncharacterized. The record is from RefSeq and is a predicted model, not a curated record. The coding region runs from base 1 to 1077 and encodes 358 amino acids. Lineage: Eukaryota; Fungi; Ascomycota; Pezizomycetes; Pezizales; Morchellaceae. The transcript has 3 exons.
AUGGAGACUGAGGAGGAAGGCUUUCAGAAGUGGUGGUGCGAGGCAAAAAUACUCUCAAACCCCGACAUCAGCGGGAUAGGUGUGAUCUCUGCCUUCUUCGUGCAAGGCUUUCUCGCCAGCCUAAUCGGCAUCUGCAUGUACUACUUCUCGGGCCGCUGGAAUCGCCUCAUCACCUUCCCGCCGCUCGCCUACAAGUACCUCCAUGCUGGAGGGCGCCUUGGGGGCCUCCCCACGCUUCCGCGCUCCCUCCACCCCGCGAAUCCGCUCCGCGCGGCGAUGAUGACAGACAUCAUCCUGCUGACCUCGGACAUGCAGACCCUGUCUGGGAUCGCCCUAAUGGUAGCCUCGCUGUCGCAGUUCCCCAAGCUAAGUGCCUACCACGCUAUCAUGGUUGGGAACAUGGCGUGGAUCCCAUCGCUAUCACAUCAUCUGGCCAUCAUGUAUGUUUGGGACGAGAAGCCGUAUGGGCGCUUCAACACGGUGCGCUAUGCGGCGGUGGCGCUGUAUGCUGUUUUGUACGCCGUCUACUGCGGCUUGACGUACACGAGUGUUCGGCGGCGAUGGGACCUCGAGCAGGAUUGUUUCCGCGCGUGUAGUGCCAAGUAUUGUGUUGGUAGCUACACUGAGCGGGACUCACUGCUGGGCUGGGUCCUGGUCAAUCUUGUCUUUUUCGUGUGUGGCUAUGUACCAACUAUUUGCGGCCUCUUUGUAAAGAUGUUCGUGAAAGGGUCGUGGCCGUGGAUGAGGCUCGCUGGAGGCCUUGUGUUUUCAGCCGCCCUCUGUCUGCCAGUCAUGAUCUUCUGGACGGUUUUUACGCUGUGUGGCGUGUUAGGGUAUCGUAAAGCAAACAGAGAGUUACUAAGUGAAGAUGCGGAGGAGAGGUGGGGGUUUGGACAAGUUGUUGCGGUUGUAUCGUUGCUGCUUGUGGUGUUUGAGUUUUGGAAGUCGUAUGUUCAAUAUAAUGAAACGAGUUCAGAGGAGGACCCGGCGCUUUGUAAGUGCACGUGCUUCUGCGGAAAGCGAGUCGAUAGCUUUUCCACUGUGGAGAGUGGAGGCAUGGUUUCUGUAAAUUUUUGA